GGAAAGCAGAGGAGGUUGGACUUCUUGUAAAUGCUAGAAAGCGAAAGUCAAAUGUACUGAUGUUGACAAACAAGGCCAAGGGACUUUCCAGUGAAAGCAAGCCUGCUUCCCUUAGUCAUAUCUCAUUGUCCGUCCUGUGUGUAUGAGGCAGUAACGGAGAGACCAAAGAGAAAGAGCAACACAAUGGAGGACAAGAAGAAAUAUGACCCCGGUGACAGGACACUCGAGUUUGUCAACAAACAGGACGACAUUACUCUGGAUGAUGACCCUGACAGCUUGAGGGCAGAGAUGUCCUUUGGUUACACGGCCAUCCCACAGUCACUGUCCAAAUUGUUUAAAGGCCUGAAGCAGUUAAAAGGUCCGGGGCCACACUCUGACCAGAGGCUGCAUCUGCUGCAAAACUGUCCAACCGUCACCUUGCCCCAGGUACAUGGGGUCACUGCCUGCCCAUCCAUGCGUGCCUGUCCCACCUGUGGCACACUAUUGGAGCAUGACAAGACCGCUUGUAAGAAUUUAUUCUGCCCGCGUUGCAAGAAAGAGUUCUGUUUUGUGUGCCUUAAGCUCAAAUCUGAGUGCACGAAGACCAGCUCACCAUACAAAGCCUGCUCUGCUGGUGUUGCCCCCAGGCAGACCUCCAUACCCACCUGGAGUGGUAAUUGAAGACUUUAUGCAUAUAUAUUUAUCACUUUCCCUCCUAUGAGCCAUCUGAUCCAAUUCACUUCUCACAAGAUAUGUUAAGAUAGCAAUACAGUAAUCAACAAAAAUUAAUUCAAGAUAUUUCAGAAAUGUAUUGUUGAGAAUGAUGAAUGAGGUAAUUGUAUAAGUGGCAUAAUAUUAUUUGGUACUAUCUUUAUUAUCAAAUUGUUACUUUACUUUUAUCAAUGUUCUAAAGUCCUACAGCUAAUAUCCAUCUAUGUCCAUCUACGUCUGUUGAUGUAAUAACAUUUAUAUCUUAUAUUAAAUAAUUUGUUUGUCUGA
Molecule: messenger RNA, 978 nt
Organism: Salmo salar (Atlantic salmon)
Lineage: Eukaryota; Metazoa; Chordata; Actinopteri; Salmoniformes; Salmonidae
Source: RefSeq, a predicted model, not a curated record